Messenger RNA from Anastrepha ludens (Mexican fruit fly), 1755 nucleotides. RefSeq names its product flap endonuclease GEN-like. The transcript is spliced from 6 exons. Bases 264 to 1538 code for a protein of 424 amino acids. Lineage: Eukaryota; Metazoa; Arthropoda; Insecta; Diptera; Tephritidae. Gene Ontology annotation, molecular function: 5'-flap endonuclease activity; four-way junction DNA binding. The record is from RefSeq and is a predicted model, not a curated record.
UGCCAGAUUAUAGUGAAGUUCCCGCGGGCAUUUUGAAGGCAAAUAAUUAAGAAAUUAUUAUUUCCCGAAUAAUUUGGAGUUAUAAAGAGUGUUCCUUAACACCUCACUAACAUCUCCACCAAGUUUUAUUAAUAAAGACAUUAUAGUUUGCCAAAAAUUGCCCAAUAGACAUUAUUGCGAAUCCCAGCCGUGCUAAAUCGCUUUAUAAUAUAACUUAAGUAAACAUACGUAAAUAUUUAUACUAACGUAUUUGCUUCCGAAAAAUGGGUGUGAAGGAAUUAUGGACGGUACUAGCUCCAUAUGCCGAAACAAAGCCGCGGUGUGAAUUGCGUGGUAAAAAAAUUGCCAUUGACCUAUCUAUUUGGGUCGUGGCAAGUUUGAGCGUGGCAAAUUACAAUAAAAUAUCCAGGGCAGAUUUAAGAACCGUUUUCUUUCGGACACGCCGCUUAAUUUCGGAAGGUGUGAUACCCAUUUUUAUACUCGAAGGAGCGGCCCCCAAAUUAAAAAGUCAAAUAAUAUGCGAACGCGCUAAAUUGCGGUUUCGCGGUACCAAACCAAGUCAAAGGAACAAAGCUAUAAGGAGAACUCGAUUUAAUCAAGUGCUGAAACAAUGCAAGAACUUAUUACAAUCUAUGGGUGUACAAUGUGUUUACGCACCAGGAGAGGCCGAAGCUUAUUGUGCGUUUCUCAACAAAAAAGGGUUAGUAGAUGGGGUGAUCAGUCAGGAUUCGGAUUGCUUUGCUUAUGGUGCUUUACGUGUCUAUCGUAACUUUUCACUAUCCGCGACGGAAGUUGAGAUUUAUGACAUGGAAAAAAUCAAAAAGAAGAUGGAUUUUGGCCAAAACAAGGCUAUUGUUAUGGCGCUACUCUGCGGAUGUGAUUAUUGUCCCGGGGGUAUUCGUGGCAUUGGACGUAUUAAUGUCCAAAAAUUGUUCAACAUGUAUAAAGACGUGGAAAUUUUACAAAGAAUAAGAUCUUGGCGGCGUGAAGACAGUAAAUAUACUGCGCUGGAGAUGCGUGUUGAUGAUAACACGAUUUGCAGUAAUUGUGGACACGGUGGACGUACACAAAGUCAUACAAAAAGCGGAUGUGGCAUUUGCGGUACUAGAGAAGGAUGUGACGAAAGUCUGUGGAAGGAAGAACGUUUAUCUUUAAAAACCGAACUGGAGCUCCGUAAGAAGGCUUUAACUGAUCCCUCUUUUCCAUCUAAAAAAGUAAUCACGGAAUUUCUUAACGAACCUACCACUGCGCCCAGAUUAAAUAUAAUUUGGCAACAGCCUAACAUGGUAACAUUUGUAAAAAAAAUUCGUCACCUUCUCCAAUGGACUGAGAUUAAAUGCUUUCAAAAAUUUUUACCGAUUUUGGCACGUUGGCAGUUAAAAAACAUGCAACGUACAAAUGAGUUGAAUACAGACACAUUUCCAUCUGUCGCAAAAUUAAUACAAAUAGGCAUUGAGCGUGGGGUAUUCAGCCAGGGUAAUCAGGAACAGCUGCGCAAUUUGAAACAAAAAUAUCCUGGAGUAAUUGAAGCAUUUUAACGACAUUCUUGAAAUCGAAAGAAAAGCCACCACGUUAAACCACUGUAAGGAAUGGCAAGCAUAAUAACAACAUUGUUACGUACUACAUAUAGCAAAUUUUGUAUUACUUAUAAUAACGUCUUGCCGCUUCCUCGGCCAACCAAAGUAUAUUAAUAUCGUUUACAUUUUUACGUUCAAUUUUCAAUAACAACAAUUCAUUCUCUACUUUAAUCUUAAA